Molecule: messenger RNA, 4227 nt
Organism: Cavia porcellus (domestic guinea pig)
Lineage: Eukaryota; Metazoa; Chordata; Mammalia; Rodentia; Caviidae
Gene: Nostrin
Product: nitric oxide synthase trafficking
Exons: 16
Coding region: 364-1893 (509 amino acids)
Biological process (GO): signal transduction; actin filament organization; cell migration
Cellular component (GO): plasma membrane; cytoplasm
Molecular function (GO): protein binding
Source: RefSeq, a predicted model, not a curated record
GAGUUGAGAGAAUGUGAGACCCUCACUAUCGUCCUGGGCACUGGCAUUAUGGGGACAUCUGACAGUUGCCAGCCCUCCUUUCAAGGCUUCGCCCACGGGGACACAGCGUCCUGAUCUCUGAAUGUUGGCUGAUGUCCCUCGCACCAUCUCAUCCUGGCUGCCUUGAUCCAGAGCUGUUCUUUGCUUUUUCAGGAAACAAACUGGAUGAAAGUCCAGGGCCAAGACUUCCGCCUUGGUGUCUGACAGGGACUGACGUACCCUAGGUCCUUUGAAUCCCGGAAGUCCAGGACACACCCAGCCCUGGACUGCAAGGUCCAAACACUGCAGGGUAGGUAAAAGGACAAAAGUGAAAAGCACUUGGACAUGAGGGAUCCCCUGGCAGAUUGUUCGUACAACAAGGCCUACAAGAGCCUUAAGGAACUUUCUCAAAAUGGAGAGAAUUUCUGCAAGCAAAUCACAUCUGUUCUUCAGCAAAGGGCAAACCUGGAAAUCAGCUAUGCUAAAGGACUUCAGAAACUGGCCACCAAGUUGAACAAAGUGUUGCAGACCACCAGGAAAAACUGUCUCAGCAGCGCCUGGACAUGGGCCUCGGAGGGCAUGAAAUCCACCGCGGAGCUGCAUCAAAAACUUGGCAAAACAAUUGAGUUGGAAGCAAUAAAACCAACUCAUCAAGUCCUGAAUAUGCAGGAGAAAAAGAGAAAAUCACUUGAUAAUGAACUUGAGAAGACAGCAAAUCUUGUUAUUAGCAACUGGAAUCAGCAAAUUAAGGCUAAGAAAAAGUUAAUGGUGAGUACCAAGAAGCAUGAAGCCCUUUUCCAUCUUAUAGAAAGCUCCAAGCAAUCUGUGACUGAGAAGGAGAAGCAGAAGCUCUUCAAUAAACUGAAAAAAUCGACUGAGAAGUUGGAAAAGGAAGAUGAAAAUUACUACCAAAAAAACAUAGCAGGCUAUUCAACCAGACUGAAAUGGGAAAACACACUAGAAAACUGUUACCAGAGCAUCCUGGAGCUGGAGAAGGAAAGAAUUCAACUUUUAUGCGACAACUUAAACCAGUACAGCCAACACAUUUCUCUUUUUGGCCAAACCCUGACCACAUGCCACACACAGAUUCACUGCGCCAUCAGCAAGGUUGACAUUGAAAAAGAUGUCCAGACCCUCAUGGAAGAAACUGCAGUGUUAUCUGCAGAAAACAAAUCUCAGUUCUUGUUAACUGAUUACUUUGAAGAAGAUCCUAACAAUGCGAUGGAUAAAGAGAGACGAAAAUCUUUAAUAAAACCAAAAUUGUUGAGACUGCAAAGAGACAUUGAAAAAGCCGCCAAAGACAAGGAAGGCCUGGAACGAAUGCUUAAUACAUACUCCAGCAACUCGUCUUUCUCAGAUAAAAAGAGCCAGAAAGACACAGCGGCGCUGAUGGACGAGAUGAUGUAUCCACAGAACAACCUGAAACUGGACCUUCUGCAGGCAAACUCCUAUAAACUGUCGUCAGUAUUAGCAGAACUUGAGCAAAGAACUAAACCCAACCAUCCGUGUAGUAACUCCAUCUUCAAGUGGAAAGAUAAGGAGCAUACUCAUACUUACAUAAAAAUAUCUCGGCCUUUUCUGACAAAGAGAUUAGAGAAUGCUUUGAGUAGGACAUCUUCCGGUGGGCAGAAAAAUCCAAGUUCUUCAUCUUCAGCCUCCGGUGCAGCCCAGGUUGGCAACAGCCUUUGCAAGGCCUUAUAUCCUUUUCAAGCCAGGCAAGAUGAUGAGUUGAAUUUGGAGAAAGGAGACAUUGUGACCAUACAUGAAAAGAAAGAAGAAGGAUGGUGGUUUGGAUCUCUCAAAGGAAAAAAAGGCCACUUUCCUGCUGCCUAUGUGGAAGAGCUACCUUCAAAGGCUGGGAACACAACCACAUAAACCAAGAUUCUGAACACACUGCCUUACACACUCUGUAAACUGUACAAUGUGCUGUAAAGAAAGCUAAUAUGUUGUUAUAUAUUCAAGUUUUGCUUUUUCAAUGGGUGGUAGAGUCCUAUCUACAUGUGCUAGCACUGUAUAUCCAUGGUAAUUUGCUUGAAACAGAGUCAGAUAAAAAAAAUGAAUAGGUAGAGAGGCAGGGAAAAAGCUCCAUGGUUCCAGAAGUUUCUGAAUGCUAUACAAUCUGAGAUAUGAUCCAGUAUAAUCCUUCACAUAAAGGAGAGAGGUACUGAAUCCAGUCUAGGUUCAGCUGCUUGUCCAAAAUCACAGUUAACUGUUAGCACAACAGUUGUUUUUAAUGACCUUUUCCUCUGAAUUUGGGUGGCAGCAAGACACAGCAGGCUGGCAAAGGGUCAAGCAAGUCCUGAGAGAUGCCAAAGAACACUGACCAAGUCCAAGAAUAGUGAUAGGUAAGCAAGACACAGGUGAGACACACCCAGAUGAGGAGAUAGAAUAAAAGACCUGGAUCCAAACUCUAGAGUUCAUGGAGAGUGGAGAUGAGAGAUAAAAAAUCCAGAUCCUAGGCAGGGGUCCCCGAGGAAGAAUGGCAUCGAGCCAGUGACCUGAGCCAAUGACCUCCUGGCCAUGACUUCUCAUACAGCCUCGGAACACCACCAGCUGCUUAUAGAGUGAGUUCAGGUAUCAGCCAGAGAUGGCUGGGGAUCUGAUGACAACAGCAAAGUGGACAGAGAGGAACUAAGUGGGAGACAGUGCCUGAAAUUCAUGUCUCCUUGGCCAUUUGAAAAUGGCUUUUAGUAAUUUGGUUAUAAGGCAUUUCACACUUCCCAAAAGGAUAGAAGGAAUACCUUACCUAGCUCCCUAGUAAAAAGAACUUUAAAUGCUGACAAGUGUUUGAACAGAAAGUUCUGGAAAGCAAUAGUUACUAUCAAAUGGAGUAUUUAUCUAGCUUUCUCAAAUGGCCUAUGAGAAAAGCUAGGCAGGCCCCCAACUCUUUCCAGAGAAAUAGUUUAGAAUAGACAUAUUUUAGCAGCAGCUACAAUUGCUUGAGAUACACACUCUGCUGGAUAGAAGAUCAUGGAAACACCUGAGCACGUUUUUAUUUUUUUUGCGCCAAAUAGAAAGUUUAUGCUUUGGAAUUUCAAUGUGAGUGUCUUAGUUACUUUUCUCAUUGCUGAGACAAAAUACCAGGCACUUAAAGUUAAAGGAGAAAGGUUUAUUUAGCUCACAAUUUGUAGAGGUUUCAGUCCAUAAUCAACUGGCUCCAAGGCAGGAUGGCAUAGCAGAGGGGCAUCACAGAGAAACAGUUCAUGGCAGGCAAAAGGUAGCAAAGCAAGCAAAGGAACCACCACACUCUUGCUAAACCUUAUAUCUUAUCCUGGAUACUCAGGGUGGGUGGCACUCACAUCCCUGACCCUAGUGAUCUCAGCAUUGUACCAUGAAUGAAUUCCAGCAUCAUAUACUCUAGAACCAGCCACUUCUGGAAAAGCCCCACUUAUGACCACAUGAGGCUCAGGGAACAUCUAAACACAAGUCAUAACAGUGAGCAUUAAAGGAAUAAUUAAAAUCCUACAUAUUACUCCUCAACCCCCCUUUUAAAAAUUUCAUCAAACUUUAUACUUUCAAGGAGGAAUUUUUCAAAGUAAGGUACAUAAUUUUUAUACUGUCAUUACACUCAUAUAUAACUCAACACAGUAGAUAUUUAUAGAUGUAGAUAUUAGACCUCAAAGAACUCAAGUAAAAUUUAUUUUGUGAGACAUAACUUACAGCCUUCCUUAAUGGAAUAUUAGUGAAGAAAACUUGCUGCAUGUAGAAAGUUGGCUGAAUAAUAGCCCAUUAGAUAACAAGCAGAGAUUUUGAAUUUAUAUUUUCUUUUCAUCUUCUUUCCAUUAAGCCUUGAUGGAUGAAAAAUUGUGUAGAAAUUGAUUGUAGCCUACACUGGACUAUUUUGUAUGAAGUGAUGAUAAUGAUUGGACCCUGAGACUGUUUGAAAGUAAUUUUUAGAGGCUUUUUUUCAUAUAUUGGUCGUGUUUUGAGAAAAUGUAAGUGGCUGUCCUUGUUUCAGAAUGUUACAAAUCCUUUUUGCAUCUUGGAUAUUUUUAACCUCAAAGAAAUACUCUGGACUUUAACUAGAUAAAAUACAAGUACAGUUAAUAUAACAGACUUAUCGAAUACUUUUUUAGCAAGACAAGAGUUUUCUGGUUGGACACACGGAAUAGUACCCCUUAGAUUUAGAACAAAAUUAAAUGCAUAUUGAGUAAAGAUUAAUGAUGUACCCAAGUGUCUUGCAUAGAAUAAAGUACUGAUUAAUGUUAA